AUGUUCUCAAAAGCUGCCUACUUCCUGACUCUGUUGAGUCUGGCCACCACUGGGGCCUAUCAAACUUGCGAAGUACCUUUUGGAGGUGAUGGUGUUGAUGACACUCAAGGUCUCAACGCUCUCCUACCAAACUGCUCAAGCGACGCAGCGAUAGUCUUCAAAGAAGGCGUAACUUACAAUAUCUCGACUCCAGUCAAUUUCGGUAAUCUAUCCAAUGUUGAGAUUCAGUUCCUUGGUAACUUGGAUUUACCUAAAUCCAUUCCAUACGUUCAAUCAUUGGUGAAUGCCACUACCGGUGGAAGAUUGUAUUGGUUCACUAUGCAAGGAACAAAUAUCACUUUAUCCGGAAACAAGCAAAAUUCAGAUCAAGGAUGGAUUGAUUCUUAUGGUAUCCCAUGGUGGCAAGAAGCUCAAUACACUCAACCAUUAGGUGGACUUGCCAAUAGACCUCAUGGUUGGAGUAUAACUGCGAAUAGUUCUACAGUCCGUUAUAUGAAAUUAAGAAAGCCUGUUGCUUGGAGUUUCUCUUUGACAGGAAAUGAUAACCACGUUUACGGGAACAAGAUUGAUGCUGCGUACGAUCUUGACAAUCCAGGAGUCUUCCCCUUCAAUACCGAUGGAUAUGAUAUCAAAGGUAACAAUGUCCUAUUCGAAAACAAUUGGGUGUUUAAUGGAGAUGAUUGCGUUGCAGUCAACUCUGGUAACAACAUCACAGUGAAAAAUAUGGUUUGUGAAGGUGGUCAUGGUGCAUCAUUAUCUUCAGGAAACGGCGUCAGUAACGUACUUUUCGAUAAUAUCACUUCUAUCAACUCCUUGUAUGCUACGAGAUUCAAAUCUAGCUUAAACGCAGUUGGUAAUAUCACAAAUGUAACAUGGUCUAACAUUCACGUACACAAUGCGACUUUCCCGAUUUUUGCCACUGGUGUAUAUUAUGACCAAAAUACAAAUCGAGGUAGAACACCAGGAGUGUACCCGGCGAAUUCGACCGCUACUCACAUCAAGAAUUUCUCUUGGAUUAACGUCACCGGUACUAUCAGUGAUGUAUACACCGGUGAUGGAAGUUGUACCACCGAUCCAUGCUGGUACUAUGUCGCAAAUGCUACCAACACCGCUGCUAUCACUCUUCAAUUAUUAAAUGGAACUGCCACUAAUAUCCAAAUCCAUAAUGUCAACCUCAAACCGGUCGACGGUAAAGGUACUCCUAAUGUAGUUUGUGAUCCAUCAAGUUUCACUGAUGGAACUGAUAAUCUUGGAUUUAAGUGUGUCAACGGUCCUUAUGUUCCUAAUUAG
Molecule: messenger RNA, 1290 nt
Organism: Kwoniella shivajii
Lineage: Eukaryota; Fungi; Basidiomycota; Tremellomycetes; Tremellales; Cryptococcaceae
Exons: 15
Coding region: 1-1290 (429 amino acids)
Biological process (GO): carbohydrate metabolic process
Molecular function (GO): polygalacturonase activity
Source: RefSeq, a predicted model, not a curated record